AAGAAUUUAACUCAUUUAAAAAAUACAAAUAUCAAAUCAUGUUGUACACCUGAAAUUAACAUAACGUGGUAUGUCGAGUAAACCUCAAUAAAUAAAAAAGAAAAGAAUUUAAAGGAAAACAUGGUCAUAGUAAGGAGAGAAAUGUGAGGUAUACAAAGAAAGUAGAACUUCCAGAGAUGAAAAAACAUAUCUGAAAUAAAAAUUUCACUGAAUGGUAAUGACAAUAGGUUAGAUACUGCAGAAAAAUAAGUAAGUGCACUUGAAAACAUAGGAACAGAAACUGAGCAAAAUGAAGGACAGAGAGGGGGAAAAAAGACCAAAAAAAGAAAAAUAUUUGAAGAAAUAAUGGCUGAAAAAUUUCCAAGUUUGAUGAAAACUACAAACUCACAGAUCCAAGAAGCUCAACACACUCCAAGCAGAACAAACACAAAAGCGACUAAGGUACACCAUAAUCAAAUGCUAAAAAUUCAUGAAAAGGGGAAAAUCCUAUAAGUAGCCAGAAAAAAAUUAAUCAAAAUUAAGAAUGACUUCAGACUUCUGAUCAGCAACUGUGCAAGCCAAAAAAAAUACAAUGGAACGGUAUCUUUAGCUCUUCCUUGGCGCUGCCUACAGAGGUGGCGGCCACCAUGGCUGUCCUCAAAGCCCUCGUGAAGCUCAAGAUCGUCAAAAAGACCAAGAAGUUCAACCCACACCAGUCAGACCAAUAUGUCAAAAUUAAGCGGAACUGGCAGACAUCCAGAAGCACUGACAACAGGGUGCGCAGGAAAUUCAAGGGCCAGAUCUUGAUGCCCAACAUUGGUUAUGGGAGCAACAAGAAAACAAAGCUCAUGCUGCCCAGUGGCUUCCGGAAGUUCCUGGUUCACAACUUCAAGGAGCUUGAAGGGCUGCUGAUGUGAAACAAAUCUUACUGUGCUGAGAUUACUCCAAGAACUCAAAGCCACUGUGGAAAGAGCAGCCCCGCUGGCCAUCAGAGUCGCCAAUCCCAACGCC
Messenger RNA from Balaenoptera musculus (blue whale), 990 nucleotides. RefSeq names its product 60S ribosomal protein L32-like. The transcript has a single exon. Gene Ontology annotation, biological process: translation. The coding region runs from base 627 to 896 and encodes 89 amino acids. Gene Ontology annotation, molecular function: structural constituent of ribosome. The record is from RefSeq and is a predicted model, not a curated record. Gene Ontology annotation, cellular component: ribosome; cytosolic large ribosomal subunit. NCBI's taxonomy places the organism in Eukaryota, Metazoa, Chordata, Mammalia, Artiodactyla, Balaenopteridae.